CGGAGCUGUGGGAACUUGGAUGACAACCAGCUGAGCCAACAGAGUGGCGGCGGGAAAUCUGGCCAACCUGUGUCCUCAGGUGGCGGGGCCCAGCAUUUUUUUUUCCCUAAGAAAACCCCCAAAAUGUAAACCUAGGUACAUCGCUAUAACCAGAACCUCCUCUUCUCUCUUCCCCCACCCGACAAGCAAAUCUGGUGAACAGCUGGUGAAGAUAUGGAAUUCUAAACUCUAAGAGAUCUUUUUGAAGAGAAGUUGUGCCUUAUGUGGAGUUUACUUGGGCCUCUUGACGGAAAAAAGCUAAUCUGAAAAUCAGGUGUCGGCCUCAGUGCUCCAAGCCCCUCCCGCAGAAUGUGUAAGCUGCGGGGCGGAGCCUGAGGCUGAGCGCUCUCCAGUGACUUUGGCAGGAGGAAGGACGCGGUGCUGGACUGAAAGCUUCCGGAGUCUACAGAUGGAUUUUAAAAUUGAACACACUUGGGAUGGUUUCCCAGUGAAGCAUGAGCCAGUGUUUGUCAGGCUGAAUCCAGGUGACGGAGGAGUGAUGAUGGAAGUUAGUGCGCCAUUUUUCAAUGAUCCGCCAGCCCCACCUGGAGAACCAGGAAAGCCUUUCAAUGAACUAUGGGAUUAUGAAGUUGUCGAAGCAUUUUUCUUGAAUGACAUAACUGAACAGUAUUUAGAAGUUGAACUUUGCCCUCAUGGACAACAUUUGGUGCUUUUACUCUCUGGAAGAAGAAAUGUGUGGAAACAAGAACUUGCUCUAUCAUUCAAAGUGUCCAAAGGAGAGACAAAAUGGGAAGGCAGAGCUUAUCUCCCUUGGAGUUAUUUUCCACCAAAUGUGACAAAAUUCAAUUCAUUUGCAAUUCAUGGGUCAAAAGAUAAAAGAAGCUAUGAAGCUCUUUACCCUGUACCUCAACAUGAACUGCAACAAGGACAAAAACCUGAUUUCCAUCGUCUGGAAUACUUCAACCUUUUCAGUUUUAACACACUGCUUGGAGAAGAAUGGAAACAACCAGAAUCAGACCUGUGGCUCAUAGAGAAACCUGAUGUUUAGCAGAGUAUAGUAGAGGACCAUAUCAAUCAUUUCUUCUCUAUACCUUUUAAGAGCUUCAAGUCGUCUAGUACAUUAUCUAUGCACUUCUGCACUGAACUUGGUCCUUCUCCAGCAUUCUCAGCUUAGAGAUUAUCAGUCUUACAGAAGAAUCUAGGUACAGACACCUAAUUGCCUACCCAACAACAUACUGUCUCCUCUUCUUCUUUUUCACUAACAGAACUUGAAUUUUUAUGGACUCUGUUCAAAAACUACAUUUUCCCAGAAUCUUUUGCAGAUAGAAACAAUCCUAUAAAACAUUUCAUGUCAUUGAGAUAUAUGUAUACAGUGUUUGGUGAGGCUUCAAGAAAAGAUGCUUUAAAAAUGAGAGACUCAGCUGCCAUACACCUUUUGUCCUUUGCUCUCCCCAUUCCUUUGUCCUGAAAUGCAGAAUGAAUAGCUGAAGUAACACACUAAUUACAUUGUGUCAAUGAGGAGCCAACCCAAGGAAGGCUGAGUAGAAGGACAAAGAAACUGGAUUCCAAGUAGCACAAUAGAGUAAUCUAUUUGGACUGCCUGCCUACAGACUUCUGUAUACAGGAGAAAAUAAACUGCCUAAUUGGUUUCCCCAAAGUGAUAUAUAGAUUCAAUGCAUCCCAGUUAAAAAUCCUAGAAGGCUUCUUUUGGGUAGAAUUGACAAGCUGGAAAUGCAAAGGACCUCAAAUAGCCAAAACAAUUUUGAAAAAGAACCAAGUUGGAAGACUUCCACCAUCUGAUUUAAAGACUUUUUACUAAACUUCAGUAAUGAAGACAAUAUGAACUUGGCAUAAAUUUAGACAAAUAUAUCAAUGGGACAGAAUAGAGAAACCAGAAAGAGAACUAUACAGUCAAUUGAUUUUUGACAAAGGUUCCAAUAUAUCUAAAAGGAAUAGGAUAAUCUUUUUGACAAAUGGUGUUGAAAUAACUGGAAAAACAUGAAAAAAAGAAAAAAAUGAACCUUGACUUCUACCCAACACCAUACAGAAAAAUUAACCUAAAGGUGACUUGUGAAAUAAAUUUCCAGGAGAAAGUCUUCACAAUUUGGAGGAGACUAAUUUCAAAUAGGAUAUAAAAAGCACUAAUUAAAAAGGGGAAAAAAAUUGAUAAAUUGGACUUCAUCAAAAUUAAAAGCUUUUCUUCAUCAAAAUCCUCCAUUAAGAAUGUGAAAAUGGAAGCCACAAAUUGGGAUAAAAUAUUCAAAAUACACAUAUUUGACAGAGGACUCUUACCCAUUUUAUAUAAAGAAGUGCAACUUAGUAAUAAAAAGACCUGCCAGUUAAGGAGCAAAAGACUUGAACAGAUGCUGUACAGCGGAAAAUAUACAAAAGGUCAAGAAGAAUAUAAAAAGGCUCUCAACCUCAAUUAUCAUCAAAGAAAUGUGACUUAAAACCACAGCAAGAUACCACUAAAUGACUAAAAUUGCAGAAUGCAUGCCAUGGCUAACUGGCUAGCAUUGGAAAACAACUAUCAAUACCAAGCAUUGAUGAGAACAUGGAGGAACUUUCACAUGAUGGGUAGGAAUGUAAAAUGUUAUAACUAUGGAACUAUUUGACUGUAUUGAGUAAAGUUAAAUACACCUACCCUGUGUUUCAGCAGUUUCACUCUUAGGUGUACUCAAGAGAAAUAAAUGUUCAUAGCAGCUUGAUUCCUAACAGCGGAAAAUUGUAAACUAUCAAAUUUCCACCCACCAGAGAAUGGAUAAUGUGAUCUAGUCAGACAAUGGAAUACUACUUAUCCAAAAGAAUGGCCUAUUGAUACAUGCAACCACUGAGAUGAACCUCAAAAGCAUUGGCGCUGAGCAAAAUAAACACGAUACAACAUACUGUGUAAUUAUUUAUAUGAAGGUCAUUAAAGGCCAGUCUAGGCUAUGGUGAGUCAUGCAACUGCUCUGUGUAAGGACAGGGCAUUCAAAUCAUCUGGAAAAGGGACACGAGGGAAUUUUCUGGGGUGGUUGAAAGUUUUAUGUCUUUAUCUGGAUGAUGGUCUAUACCUGCAUACUUUUGUCAACAUUGCUUGAGCUGUAUAUAUUUUAAGGUUUUUGAUUUCACUUAUGUAAA
Rhinolophus ferrumequinum (greater horseshoe bat) is the source of this 3120-nucleotide messenger RNA. It is a transcript of the gene C18H4orf33, whose product is annotated as chromosome 18 C4orf33 homolog. The record is from RefSeq and is a predicted model, not a curated record. The coding region runs from base 449 to 1048 and encodes 199 amino acids. The transcript has 9 exons. Lineage: Eukaryota; Metazoa; Chordata; Mammalia; Chiroptera; Rhinolophidae.